AUACAAAUUAACACGUGCGAGCCAGUAUUAGGCUAUUUGUGAUACAGUAGAAGCUUUAGAAAGCCAAAAUAUACACCGCAGUUUGUUUAGGUGCUCGAUAUCCGCCGGAUCUCCAUGGAAACUCCCUACCCAAAACCCAUCUCACCGACCCAAACCCGCAUAGGGUGGAUCGGGAUAGGCGUAAUGGGUGCGGCUAUGGCUUCUCACCUCCUCUCAGCCGGCUAUUCCCUCACCGUCUACGCUCGCACCCCAUCAAAGGCCUCGUCUCUCACAUCCCAAGGAGCCCAUCUCGCCGGCUCCCCAGAACAACUCGCCCGUCAAUCCGACGUAGUUUUCACCAUGGUGGGCAACCCCCUAGACGUCAAACAAGUCGUCCUGGAAACCAACGGCAUCCUCUCAACCUUAAACCCGGGCGCCGCCAUCGUAGAUCACACCAGCAGCAGCCCAUCUAUGGCGCGCGAGAUCUACACUUCUGCUCGCGAAAAGGGUUGUUGGUCGAUCGACGCUCCGGUCUCCGGUGGUGAUAUUGGAGCUAGAGAAGGAAAACUGGCUAUUUUCGCCGGAGGAGAAAGGCCCGUGGUGGAGUGGCUAAAACCCUUGUUUGAUUUGAUGGGGAGGGUGACUUACAUGGGGGAAGCAGGGUGUGGGCAGAAUUGUAAGAUUGGGAACCAGAUAAUGGUGGGGGGGAAUCUAUUGGGGUUAAGUGAAGGGUUGGUUUUUGCCGAGAAAGCAGGGCUGGACUUGAGGAAGUUUAUGGGGGCGAUUAGGGGAGGAGCAGCUGGGUCAAUGGCGAUGGAGCUGUAUGGGGGGAGAAUGAUUGACAGGGAUUUCAAGCCGGGUGGGUUCGUGGAGUACAUGGUGAAGGAUUUGGGGUUGGGGGUGGAUGUUGUGAAGGAAGACGAGGAUGCGCGAGUGGUGGUUUUGCCCGGGGCUGCUUUGUGUAAACAGUUGUUUUCCUCAAUGGUGGCUAAUGGUGAUGGGAAGCUCGGUACACAGGGCCUUAUAACUGCUGUGGAGAGGAUCAAUGGCAACUGAGUUCUAAUGCAAAUUUUGAAUUUCAUUGUCUUCAGGAAAUGCAAUGGUUACUUGUAACUUAAUAUCCAUCGGUGUGUUCGUAUUUUUAAAUCGAAUUCAAGUGAUUUCGAUCUUCAGAGGGGCAUGUUUCCUUUAAGGUAUAUGUGUAGGGCUUAACGCCUGUAUUGCAUUGUGUUUGGUUACUUAGAAUAUGUACUUCGGGUGUCAAAUUUAUCGAUUUGGUGUUGUCGUGAGAUAA
Molecule: messenger RNA, 1273 nt
Organism: Hibiscus syriacus
Lineage: Eukaryota; Viridiplantae; Streptophyta; Magnoliopsida; Malvales; Malvaceae
Product: probable 3-hydroxyisobutyrate dehydrogenase-like 2, mitochondrial
Exons: 1
Coding region: 115-1035 (306 amino acids)
Molecular function (GO): oxidoreductase activity; NAD binding; NADP binding
Source: RefSeq, a predicted model, not a curated record